GCCGACGUCAGCGCAGCGCCCUGAGGGCUGUACGUAAGCGCUGCGCGACGGAGUGCGCGCGGAGACUGCGGCCGCGCCGCGGAAGGGCUGUGUUGGCUCGGGGCUCCGGGAGCGGCGCAGGUCACACACUGGGCCAGUGACUGGUCUUGGGCCUCCACAUGCCACAGUGGCCCUCAGGAGGAAUGGCAGUUGUGGGCAGCAUGCUUGGCCUGUUGCGGCAGCAUGUGGUGAUAGGGGCUGCCCCUGUGGUCCGCUGCCUGCACAUAUCUUCGCGUCGGGCUGACAGCAGCAGAGCUUCGCUCACUCGUGUGCACAGACAGGCCUAUGCACGCCUCUACCCCAUGCUCCUGGUCAAGCAGGAUGGCUCCACCAUUCACAUCCGCUACCGGGAGCCCAGACGAAUGCUGGCGAUGCCUGUGGACCUGGAUGCCCUGUCCCCAGAGGAGAGGCGGGCACGGUUCCGCAAACGUGAGGCCCAGCUCCGAGGGAAGGAGGAGCAGCAGCCAGAGCUCCUUGACAACUUUGACCUGGAGCGGUACAAGCAGUUUUGGACCAAGAAGUGAUCAUACCCACAAGCUGCCCUGGCUCAGGAUGCUGCAGAAGGGGAGGGCAUUCAUCUUUAAAUUGAGUGUCAGGAUUUUAAAA
Messenger RNA from Myotis myotis, 645 nucleotides. RefSeq names its product mitochondrial ribosomal protein L55 (gene MRPL55). The transcript has 4 exons. The record is from RefSeq and is a predicted model, not a curated record. Bases 159 to 563 code for a protein of 134 amino acids. Gene Ontology annotation, molecular function: structural constituent of ribosome. Lineage: Eukaryota; Metazoa; Chordata; Mammalia; Chiroptera; Vespertilionidae. Gene Ontology annotation, cellular component: mitochondrial large ribosomal subunit. Gene Ontology annotation, biological process: translation.